GGCACUUUUGUCAAACCUUUAGCGAGGGCCACUGUUUUGCUGGAGGUGAUGCGCUGCACAACGCCGAAGCAAAAUGACGUCUUGAGGCAUGCUGCUAAGAGCACCGGUGAGGCGAGCACAGCGAUCAGAUGCUCCAAAUGAGGAGGACGCAGAUGGACAGCUUAGUGCAGCCUCUCGUCGCCCAGUACCUUGCCAUGGGCUGUCAAUCAAAAGACAACAACAAAAGUGAAAGUAUUGCUCCGGACGACAAGGGGAAAGACGAUGCGAGAGGGACUCCAGGAUGCGGCCCCAGGUCUAGAGUUUCCACUCCAGGACGUCCUCAAAGGUUCCACAAGCCGAUUCAGGUCCAGGCCCCCAUGGGGAAACCCACGGUGUCAGUGGGCCAUCUCGCCAAGGGGGCCAGCUGGGAGGAGCUCAUCCAGGCUUGUUUGCAGGCAUUUGAUUCAGACGGUAACGUAUGCGAGCGCAGCCACUUGUUGAACAUCACCCUGACCAUGCACCGCCUCCUCAUCUCCUCCAGUGAUCUGCUGGAUAAGAUCACCAAUCUAUUUAAAAGUGCCAUGGACAAUGAGCAGCCAGCCGAGUGGCAGAGAAUAUGCUACCUCAUCAGGCAUUGGAUUCAGGAAUUCUGGAUGAUGUUCAGGUUGCACCACAGCUUGUCAGACAGCUUGGACCAACUCCGAGAGCUGAUCAGGGAGCAGGGACAGGAGCAUCUCUGCUCUCUCCUUGAAACAAAAUGGAUAAACGAGCGAGACUGGUCCUGGAAGGCCAGCCAGAAGAUCAAAGCCAACAGCAGUAAAAAGAGGAAGGUAUCGCUUCUCUUUGACCACCUGGAGCCCAUCGAGCUAGCCGAGCAUCUCACCUUCCUGGAGUUUAAAUCAUUUUGCAGGAUUUCCUUCAUAGACUACCAGAAUUACAUCCGGAACUGCUGCAUGAAGGACAUCCCCGUGAUGGAGCGUUCCAUCGCCCUGUGCAACGGGGUCUCCCAGUGGGUUCAGCUGAUGGUGCUCAGCAGGCCAACGGCUCAGCUUCGAGCGGAGGUUUUCACAAAGUUCAUCCACGUGGCAAAGGGUUUACACCUCAUGCACAACUACAACACGCUAAUGGCAGUGGUGGGAGGGCUUUGUCACAGCUCCAUAUCCAGACUGAAGGACACCACCUCCCAUGUACCCAGUGAGGUCAUCAAGGUGUUAAAUGAAAUGACAGAUCUGCUCUCCUCAUGCAGAAACUUUGAUAACUACAGACAAGCAUACAACAAGUGUACAGGAUUUAAAAUCCCCAUCCUGGGCGUGCACCUUAAAGACCUCAUUUCAGUGAAUGAGGCCAUGCCGGACUAUGUGGAAGACAAUAAAGUGAACGUGCAGAAGCUGCAAGCCCUCUACAGCCAUAUCAAUGAGCUGAUACAGCUACAGCAGAUCGCUCCCAAGCUGGAUGCCAACAAGGACUUGGUCCACCUCCUGACGCUGUCCUUGGACCUUUACUACACAGAGGAUGAAAUCUACGAACUGUCUUAUGCCCGGGAACCCAAGAACUGUAAAGCCCCUCCAGCAACCCCAUCUAGACCUCCAGUGGUUGUCGACUGGGUAUCGGGAGUGGCUCCUAAACCGGAUCCUCGAACCAUUAGCAAACAUGUGCAGAGAAUGGUGGACUCCGUGUUUAAGAACUACGAUCACGAUGAGAACGGCUUCAUUUCUCAAGAGGACUUUGAGAAAAUUGCCGCCAGCUUCCCUUUUUCUUUCUGUGUCAUGGACAAAGACAAAGAAGGACUUGUCAACAGAGAUGAGAUCACAGCUUAUUUCAUGCGAGCCAGUGUCAUCUGCUCCAAACUUGGCCUGGGCUUUGUUCAUAACUUUCAGGAAACCACUUACAUGAAGCCCACCUUUUGCGACAACUGCUCUGGAUUUCUGUGGGGUGUCAUCAAGCAAGGCUACAGAUGCAAAGACUGCGGGAUGAACUGCCACAAGUUGUGUAAGGACCAGGUGGCCUUUGAGUGCAAGAAGAACACCAAAGUGAACAACAACAACACCAUCGACAGUCCCACGCCCGGCUCCACGCCAGUUACCGUGGGAACCUCGGAGGGUUCAGAUGAGUGUCCUUUCCAGUACCCACCUGAUGACAGCAAAGACUGGAGCCCAGACUCUCCAGUCACCUCUCAUUUGAGGCUAAACCAGGUCCACAGCGCCACUCAGACCGAGGGUCCGCCGCUGUCCCCCGAUGCACCUCGCCCUCAUCCCUCUCUGCUGGUCCUGGCGGCGUCCGCUCCCUCGGCGACCUGUCCCAACCCGCUGCCCCAGAGGAAACAGCGCCACUGUGCCAAGUGGGAGAACCGAAUUUCUGUUGUGCACAAGUCCCGAGAGCCAGACGAAGACCACAAAGCCAACACGGAAGCCCUACAGUCAGAGAACGACAGGCUCCAAAAAGCCAACGAGACACUACACAGAAAGUUGAAAGAGGCAGAGCAGGAAGUGGAUAUGUUAAAGACGCUGCUGAAGAGGCACGCGCUCCAUCCUGUGGAGGAGAACGAAUCCUAUUAGACACAUCAAGUACAUACAAUAUCGUCAGACCAGCACUUAAACAAGUAACAUGGAGAAUAAUUCCCAUGGCCAGUCAGGUUGUUUUGAAAACCAACAAGGGUAUUGCUGUAUUUAGUUUUUAGUUGAAAUAUCACCACAGAACUCAAUUGUUAAUUUCUCAGUACAUGCAAGAAAUACCUACAAACAAUUCAACCUUCAAGAAGUAAUUUUACAUAAUAUAUCAAGUUUAAUGAAGCAGUGAAACCUCCAUCGUUGAACACAAGCGGCAAUGUGAGGCUGGCUGACAUCCAAGUUGUUGGACUUUCCCAUAGGGAAUACUGUGAUUAAAGUGUAAUGGAAGUUUGCCCCCGUCAAGUCCUUAAUUAACUGUACAGGUGAUGUUUUAAGUAAUAUUCUAACUGAUUCUAACUGUUAUAGAAGUAGAAGGAGAAGUUAACCAUUGUCAAAUAAAACUAAAAUACUGCAAAGAAAAAAACUACUUUCUCUUUUGCAGACACUAGACAGACAGUAAUAGAGAGUGAACACAAAGUUGCAUGCAGCAUGAAACUGUCACCUAGCGCUGGUUGCCUGAAUAAAAACUUCUGAUAAUAAAUUUUGAAUUAAUAUUACUGCAGAUAUUGUACUGAACAGUAAGACCCUUUUCUAGUGUAGGUCACACUGAGUCCCUUUCUGAUUUUAUGAUUAUACCCCUUAGAAACCGAGGAUGGACUAAUGCAUGUACAAAAAAUAAUCUUGGCAUCGAUCUUUUCUUUUUAAGAAAGUGCACCCGUAACUGAAUUAAGAUGCUCUAUAACCAAUAGUGGAAUUUUGUGACGUGAGCGGCUGUUUUAAAUGCUGCUGGAAAUUGCAUGGACACAUCAAGUGUUGGGUAUUUCUUGCACAUGUAUGUCAAAAUGUUAUUUUGCAAGUAAAAGACAAAUCCAACCUGUGAUGUGACAUUACAAAUGUUUCACUGCUCCUACGGCAGUGACUUUAGCCCGAAAUUCUGAAUGCUCUAUUGUCACUAACCUAGGCUAAUGCAAAAGCAAAGUAUUUUUUAAAUUUUAUUUUAUUUUAUUUUAUUUAUUUAUUUUUUUUU
This is a messenger RNA of Hippocampus comes (tiger tail seahorse), 3612 nucleotides long. RefSeq names its product RAS guanyl-releasing protein 1. The record is from RefSeq and is a predicted model, not a curated record. Gene Ontology annotation, cellular component: plasma membrane. Gene Ontology annotation, molecular function: calcium ion binding; guanyl-nucleotide exchange factor activity. Gene Ontology annotation, biological process: Ras protein signal transduction. Lineage: Eukaryota; Metazoa; Chordata; Actinopteri; Syngnathiformes; Syngnathidae. The transcript is spliced from 18 exons. The coding region runs from base 129 to 2534 and encodes 801 amino acids.